Messenger RNA from Dermacentor andersoni, 16360 nucleotides. RefSeq names its product E3 ubiquitin-protein ligase-like protein poe (gene poe). The record is from RefSeq and is a predicted model, not a curated record. NCBI's taxonomy places the organism in Eukaryota, Metazoa, Arthropoda, Arachnida, Ixodida, Ixodidae. Gene Ontology annotation, molecular function: zinc ion binding.
GAGAGUCGGGUAAACAUGGCGUCCGCUUCGUCGGGCCCUGACUGGUUUUCGAACGCAAUUGCAAUAUUAAGUUCAAGUCAGACUUCACUCAACAAAUCUGACCUUCAGAUAAUUGUAAAGUCUGUCAUACAAAGUGAAAGUGUGCUUUUGGUGGAAGAUGAGGAGACCAGAGAGUUUUGUGAAGCUUUUGUUGCUCUCAGUGCCCACUUCAUUGGCACUAGUGCAACUUCAUUGUCACGGAGCCAGAUAACAACUGCAGGCCAUGCUUGCAGCAUUCUCCUGCGUAUACUGCUGAGGUGGCUGAAGGCACACAGGGAAAAUUCUCUUCUGCAACAAAGCCUAAUUAUGGUACUUAUUGGCGGCCUCUGUCUGUCAAAUGCGGGCACACCAACCAAGUCCGAGUUGAGUACGCUUUCCUCUGUGCUCAAGUCUGCCCAGCUUCCUCCCAGCUUGGCAUCAAAACCAGAUGGUACUGAACGACGUCGAGACGACACACGAGAGCUGCGGCAGCUUUGGCUGAACCCUAGCAGCAGCAUCCUGGAGCAGCUGUCCACCCCACUGCUGGAAAACCCCUUGGGGCCCAAGUCGGAUGCUAGCACGGAUCUCGACAAGGACUUGGACCUCAGUGCCAGUCACAUCAUCGACCCCGGAAUGGAAGCUAAGAACUUUUUGCUGGCCAAAAAUGUGGCCAGUUUGCAACGAGAGCGAGCGGGUGACAUCCUUCUUGACGUGUGCCUGGCCCUACCCUCCGUGGUGCAGUACACGCAAGGCUUAGAAGAUGUACUUCUCUCAGGCGGCACUAUGACGCUUGACUGCCUGACAAGCAGCAUUGUGCUGUCUGGAUCGAAAGCAUUGUUUGCAGACAUAGCUCUAGUGUGCAAGUGCCUGGGUCUUCCCGUGUUGGAGCCACUGGGUGAAGUGCGGCUGCAGCGGCUCGUGCGGCUUGCCCUGGGAUGUGGACACAUGGCCGUGGCCGUGACACAGGCUGUGUGUGUAUUGGGCGUGUCCUCAUCUGGAGGGAGCAGCCAGCCUGCAUCCGGCACUACCAAGGGAGUCCCCUGCUGGGAUGAUGAAGGGCACCUGGCACUUGCUGCCCGUGUUGUUGAGGCUUGUCUUGACAUCUACAAUAUUAUUGCAUCUACCAUGAGGUCGUCAACAAGAGCUGGCGGUCAUGUGCUGCAGAACUUGCACGUGUUGACAUCAUGGCUGCUGCUCAGAGGCCUGCAAGUGAUUUUGAGCUUGAACACAUUCCUCGAUCGAGGUAUUUGCAAAGAAGGUGCAGGAGCCAAAAGUAGCCGAGGACCUUUGGACCAGACGCCUACCAGGACCAGGGACCAGUCAAGUGGCCUCAAACAGAAUCUUCUGCGCAUCCAGCAGGGCUUUGGAGUCUUGCCCGUGGCACUUGCCAACCAGGUGCUGUCACUUCUGACCAGCGUGUUUGGUGAGCUCCGGCUGGAAGCCGGUGCGGCCCCUGAAGAGAGCGACCGGGAGGCCAGCCGUGCAGAUGAGCGCAUCCUCACUUUCCUGGGCAACAUCAAUACACCUUUCUGUGCAUGGAAAUGUGUCCGGGUGCUCAUGCAGCUAAACCUACCUGCCCUGCUCUUUGACCUCGUCUCAGUCUCUUACCGCAAGGCAGGGAUGCUGAAGAGGAUUCAGAAGCACCCAACAGAUGGUGACAACUUCAGCACUUCAGAUUCAAACACAUUCUAUGAGGAAGACUUCAGCACAUCAGAUGAUAGCAGUGCUGAUGAAGCUGCUGGACCAAAAACCUCCGGGCAACUUGGUGAGUCCUCAGGGCGUCCGAGGCCUUCGCUCCGAAAAAAACAAGCGCUUUCCAGCAACCCUCGGACUGGUGCGCGGAGCCACCCGAGAAAAACGAACGCCGGACUGGCGUCUCGGGAAGUCCGCGAUGAUGACAGCGAGCCUAUCCUGGGCCACUGGUAUGAACUGACAACCGCCCCGCGAGAACAUAGCCCUGGUCCAGGUCCGCUGCAGCCAAAGGGGCUUCCUGAGGCGGAGACAGAAAAUAGAGGUGUCCGCUGCUCCCUCGCUGAUGGCCGGCCCCUCAUUCCAGACAAGGAGGAACCACAUGGGUAUAUCCAGUUGUCAACAAAAGUUCUCAACUUUGUGAAUGCCUACCUAGUCAACUUUGAGCCAGUACAGGCAUAUCUCAAAUCUGGAAUAGGCACACCACAGAUGGUUAUCCUUGCGGGUAUCAUCAAGGACUUGGAUCGGGAGACAUGCAAAAGCACAAUUGGUCUUUUGUUUGGAGCGUCUCUGGGCCAACUGUAUGAGGACUUCUCAAGAGCACUGGCCAGGUUCAUCCACAAUGUAUUGGCCACUGGUUUGUUGGAUGAUAUCUACCAGGAUGGCUUGUUGACUCAUCUAAAUAUCAACCCGUGGAUUCAGAAAGAAUGGCCAUUGCAGAUCUACUGGCGUACAUUGUCAGUGCUGGCACAGGUUCUUUUGCUGAGACAGCAGAAAGACAAGGAUGACCUGAGGAGUGAGAAUGACACAGCUUGCAUACUCAUCUUUCGCCUGGUGCUCAACACCAUGCAGAAGGCCAUCCUUUCAUCACAUGUCGACGACAGUGAAGACAUGAACGUGGAGCACACCCAGCUGCUGCUUUUUUUGUUUCACAACCUGCAGCUAAUGCAGAAGAAAGUGGUACUACUGAGCGUUGCCAAGACAAUAAUUAAUGUGGCCCCUGUGUCUCAGAGCCCAUUGAAAGACAUCCAGAUUAUCUACAUUGCAAGACUUCUGCAUAUCUUUGAGUACUUGAUCAAGAACUUGUAUGAUGCUCCAGCCUCCCUUGUGGACCAGGUGCAAGGAAAUUUGUUCAACAUUCAUGGCUCUGCAUCUGUGAACCCUGACGCUGAGAAUACCAAGCAACAUGGGAAGCUGUUUUUUCCUUGCAAAGAAGUUGAGGACAAUUUUGCCAGGAACUCUCUCUCAGAUGUGGUGCAAGGUUCACACAUCAGGCCGAAGUUUUACCACCUCAUGAUUCUGGAAUCUGGUACACAGGAUGUCCCAAAACUGGAUGGUUUUGCCUGCAGUUUCCUUCUAGCAUCGCCAGAUGCACUCAAUUACUCUGACCUCUACGGAGCAGUGCUUUCACUUUUGUGGAUCGGAGCUCAAUGUGAUACAGUGGAACGGCCUUCUGAUAGCCCUAAGCUUUCAUAUCUGGGUACAGCUGCAGUGCAGUACUGCUUCGGUGCAGUGUGGCGCUUGUUGCUGAGCCUGCCACCUUCCAUUCAACUGUCAGAGGCUUUGGCAACAGGCAAUGCAAUGCUUGACCUUCCCCAGAUCUUGCAUGCCAUUGUCUGGGUUUCGAGGUUUGGGCAUAAGAACUUCAAUGUCUGGAUCAAGGAUUCUUUGGUGAAGCAAGGCAUGACACAACAACGGGCAGAGUCCACUGUGCAUCAAGUCACAACGAAUGCCAGCCAGCUUCUGUUUGAUGUGCGAGUGUUCAAGCAGCUGGCCAGCAAGCAGCUGGGUCAAGGACCAGCCGACCUGUCAGGUCCUGUCAGUCGCUCUGAGUUGCCACAUCUCAUGGACUUGUUUGUACUGGAGGCCCUUAUUGCAAAGCUGCAGGUCUCCUUGGAUUUCAGCCUCUUGAAGCCUACGAAUGAAAACCACAGCCGGGAGGUCAAGGAGUUUUCAUGGGAGAUCUUUCCAAUUCUUCUUCGUCUCGUCAAGCUCUACAACACAUGCGUCAGAUGGAGUCUUCUGCUUCAGGCCGUAGAUUUGUCACCAACAGGACGCUCAGAAACAAGCCUGCGUGCUAUGGACGUCGUGCUGCGAAUGACCUCACGACGCUGCUCUCAGGUGUCCAGCACCGUUGCUGCCAUUGUGUCGCAUCUGCCACCGCAAGUGGACAGCACCCUUGAUUUCUGGAAUGCAAUGGCAGUGAAUGUCUGCAACUGGAGAAAUGACUUUGCUAAUGACAGCCUUCCAUCAGAGAGCUACAUUGCAGCUGUGCAGGUUGCUCAUUUCUCCCCUUUGUCAGCAAACUCCACAUUUUUGAUCAACUCCAGCUUGAAGCGCAUACUUCAAUGCAUUGUGCGCUUUGCUCAAGAUGUCUACAGCUGGUCUGCGGAAGACAAAUUUUCUAAUGACCUUUUGCGGGCAAUGCUGCCGCUGCUGCUAGAUGCUACCACAGAGUCACAGACAGACUUUGUAAUGCUGGCUCUUGAAGGCAUCAUUGGGUCAUCAGACACAGAAGAGUUUGCACAACAUGUUUAUGAAGAAAUGCUGGCAAACUGUUAUGAGCUGGUUAUCAAUUACUCUCAUAAGGAAAGUGAACUCAACGAAUUAGUGUUUCAUGAGUGCCUGAAGUUUAUGGAGAACCUCUUGGACAAGCAGCCUGGCAAAAAGGCCCUGGAGAAAUUUUUCUGUGAUAAAGACAUCUGGAAUAUUUUCUUGUCUGCAGCAGAAGGAAACUUAAGUCCUGCAUAUGGAACUCGCGUCCUCAAGUUCUUUAGCAAGCUCUUCACGCAAAUUGAUAAGAAUCCAGGAGACCCAAGCCUGGAAAAGUUAAAUGCAACUCUCUCAAGAAUGAACCGGUUGAGUGAACUAGAUUUGAAAUCUCUCCAGAAUUGGCUGAGCAAAGUUGUAACUGGUUCCAAAGGAGCAAACUUCAGUGAGGAUAGCAGUCCUGUUCAAGAAAAUCGGCUUCUGCUUCAGAACCUGACAACUUAUAUUGUCAAAGAAAACAACAAGGUGUCAACUCAAGUGGCUGGAUCUUUCUUAACUGCACUGGUUGAGAUUGGAACCCAGCUUUUGUCUCCAGCAUCCGAAGGCAUUGGCUUCUCUGACCUCAUGGUUGUCAUGUCCACUUUGGCUAGUGCAGGUUCUGGUUGUGGCCAUCUGCAGCUUUUCAAGGCAACAACAGAGUGGCUUGAGACCUGCAAGAAGUAUUUGUCCCAGAAGGAUGUGCUCGAGAAACUGGAGGACAAUGUCAGUAGUGGGAAGCACCAGGUCAUUAUGAACUCUGCUUGCUAUUUACUGUCAUAUGUAGCUGACUUAGUGGGCUCUCUCAAGCUUCUGGCUGAGAGACCGCUCAUUGUUGGCCGGUGUGGAGCUGCCAGCCCACUACUGGAUGGUGACGCACAACACCCAGAACCUGACUCAGAUUGGGCUGACGAGCUAGGCCCCGAAGAUGAUGAAUCUGGUGGUGAGGAUUCCGAUGAAGACUCUCUUUGCAACAAGCUGUGCACCUUCACCAUGACCCAGAAGGAAUUCAUGAAUCAGCACUGGUACCACUGCCACACAUGCCGCAUGGUGGAUGGUGUAGGUGUCUGCACCAUCUGUGCUAAGGUGUGCCACAAGGACCACGAUGUGACAUAUGCCAAGUUUGGCUCCUUUUUCUGUGACUGUGGUGCCAAAGAAGAUGGCAGCUGCCAUGCUCUAGUCAAACGCAACCCACAGAUAUCAUCAGAUACAGGCCCUGUGUGUGCAUCCACUACAGCAGCAUUUUCACUUCCAUCAGAGAAUGUUCUGCCCAGCUCAAUACGUCGUAGGGCCUCAUCACCGGCCCAAGGCCCUGGCUCUGGAGCUGGUUCAAGUGCUGCUGAUGCGCGCACACCUGUGGCUACAUCAGGAGACUCUAAAAAGGCUACUGAAGAGACUCUGAAACAUCGGCAGCAGCUGGCAAAGAAGUUAGAGGCAUUUCGAGGAGCCCUUGUUGAGCACAUUGUUUCUACAAACCUGGUUGGCACUGUUCUGGAGUUGAUCCAGUUUCUCAUGCCUGCCAUUGUGGAGACAUACAAUCGAAACUCGCCCAUUGGCAGCUCAACUCGAGCACAGAAGGCACUUGCUGAGCUCCACACACAAGAAAAGCUGUUCGAACACAUUGACCAGCUUAUGGUGCCAACUCUGGGCUCUCAAGAAGGUGCCUUUGAAAAUGUGCGGAUGAACUUCUCCGGGGAGCAAGGACAGACCAUAAGACAGCUACUGAGUGCUCACAUGAUUCGGCGAGUAGCCAUGUGCUGCCUGGCGUCACCCCAAGGAAAGCGCCAGCACUUGGCCGUCAGCCAUGAAAAGGGAAAGAUAACGCUGCUUCAGCUUUCGGCACUUCUCAAGCAGGCAGAUUCCAGCAAACGCAAGUUAACCAUCACUAGACUGGCAUCAGCCCCUGUUCCAUUUACAGUGCUCUCAAUCACUGGCAACCCAUGCAACGAAGACUUUUUGGCAGUAUGUGGACUAAAGGACUGCCAUGUGCUGACCUUCAGCAGCAGUGGAUCUGUAUCUGAGCAUCUUGUUCUUCACCCUCAACUUGAGACAGGCAACUACAUCAUAAAGGCCAUGUGGCUGCCGGGCUCCCAAACAGAGCUCGCCUUGGUGACCGCAGAUUUUGUCAAGGUGUACGACCUGUCAGUAGAUGCCCUGAGUGCUCAGUUCUUUUUCCUAUUGCCAACGGGGCGACUACGUGACUGUUGUUUUGUCUGUCCCGAGGAAGGGCCUCGCCAUCUGCUGCUCAUGUCAUCAGCUGGCUAUGUCUACUGCCAGCCUCUGAUUGAGGAGAGCUCAGCCCGUCAUGGACCGUUCUAUGUCACAAGUGUUCUCGACAUCCAGCAUCCUGACAUCAAGGACUCUGUAGGCACAGUAGCCGGUGGGGGUGUGUCCAUCUACUACUCACACGUGCUGCAGCUGCUGUUUCUGAGCUAUGCCAAUGGAAAAAGUUUCAUGGCCUGCAUGCCACAGAUCACUUCAGAAAUAACUGACCCUGUGCUGAUACAGCUCAAGCCAGCAGCAAGCAGCAAUGGUGGCUCAGGGGGCACCACUGCCACCAACACAGGAAGCGGUGCACCCACAGGUACAACCACCACAACCACCACCUCGGCAAGCAAUGCCACUGGGGGGAGCAGCAGUACCUCAAGCAAGCCAACACCCCAGCCUCUGUGCCAGUGGUCUGAGGUGCCCAAUCACCCUGGCCUUAUCCUAGCACUCAUGCAGUUCUCCAAUAACCCCUUGGUUCUUAUGAUCAAGCCUGGCACUGUCCUUGUCCAGGAGAUCAAGAUCUUGACUGCAAAAUCCAAGAUCACAGACCUGGUUGCUAUUCGGCACCCAACAUCCAGUGGUGAGAUGCGCACUACCUUGAUCCUGCUUUGUGAAGACGGCAGCUUGCGCAUCUAUAUGGCCUCUCAGGAACAGACAGGUUACUGGCUGACCCCAGCAUUCCAGCCUGCGACCAUUGUGGGGCUGGCAGGGACAGCAACUUCUGGCCUACCCUCAGGGACAGUGGGAGGCAGUAGUGCAGCACCUCGUCCAUCCAGAAGAAAAAAGUCGAUACGGGGCCGGGUGGGCCCAAGCACAGUGCCAGUGUCCUUUCCUGUGGACUUCUUUGAACACUGCACAUCCAUUCAGGAUGUGGAAUUUGGUGGGAAUGACCUGCUUCAGAUCUACAAUGCACAGCAGGUGAAGCACCGGCUUAACACAACAGGCAUGUACGUGGCCUGCACUAAGCCUGGUGGUUUAACACUGGAGAUCACGAACACUGAUCCCACCUUGGUCAUGGUGGGUGUGCGAGUGCUGGUGGGCUCACAGGAUGUGCAGCGGGCACCUUCAACAAUGGAGCUUUUUGGCCGCUCCCACCCACUGGUGCUGACGCGGUCACGCUGGUAUGACUUCCCUUUCACCCGUGAGGAGUCGUUGAGUGCUGAUAAGAAGAUAAGCCUAUUCUUUGGACCAAGUAGUGACCCCUCAUGUGUGACCAUGGUGGAUUCUGUCAAAGUGUACGGCAAGUCAAAGGAAUCUUUUGGUUGGCCUGAGGAAAGUGAUGAGUUUGUAACAGGGGUAGGUGUCGCAGCACAGUCUACUGCAGUAGGAGCUGCUGGAAUUGACUCUGAUGGAAUCCCAUCUGCACCGUUACCCCUGACAGCUCUUGACAGGCUGACGAGCAGUUGCUUGGAGAUGUUGGAUGACUGCUUCUCAGUGAGCUCGCUAUCAGAGGAGUGGCUGACUGGGAAUGCUAAAGGGACCGCCUUGGAGGUGGCCACAUGCCUGCUAACCUUGCCCACUCCACCUGCUGUACACCAGCAAGUUCGUGCUCUCCUGGCUGCUUUACACCCAAGCCGCACUGCCUACACCAGCCACAGGGAUCAAGCUCUCUUGAGCUAUGUCCUGGAAUGCCUGAACAUUAGCAGCAAAGAGAAGCCACCGUUCCAAGAUCUUGAUGGUGAAGCCUUUUACCGAUUGGUGGCAAUUGCUCGUGGUGUGGCUUGUGCUCGGCCAGCCAACCUUGUGCAGUUUGCAGAGUCCCAUGAAGUCAACACAGGCCCUGUAGAAGGCCUUGAAGAAAUGAACAAGGAGGAGGUGCUUGAGGAGCGUGGCUUGCCACUCAAGGUACACAUAGCAACCAACACUGUGCCACCUCCAGAGAAUGGCCACUUCCUGAGCAUCUUGACAGAGGCCUUCUGGCAUCUGCAUCGGCAGCGGCCUCAGAAUCCUGCCCUGGCCCCCAUCUCCAAACAUGGCCUAGUCCACGUUGAAGCCACUGUGCAAGCCUUGGUUGAGGUGAUGUACGCAUUUGUGGCCUUGGACAUGGAGAAUGUUGGCUUGGUGGCAAAGCUGUUUGCCCGGCUGCUGCUCUGUGAGGACACGGUAGUAAGCUUUGCUGCUAAGCAGGCCAUCGUUCGUGUGCUGCGGCCCAAAACAAGGAAGCGCAAGGUUUUCAUUCCACGUAACGCCCAGUGCAGCACACCUGGUGAGGCAGCCACUGACCAAACAGAUGGAGGCAAAGCAUCGACAUCGGGGGCAACAGGUGUGUCGCAGUCUCUGUCGGGCACUCCACAGCCACUGGUGUCUAUGCCAGGCAGCUCGUCAUCAACUCUAGGUGGCCUCGAAGUGCAGCCACAGGCCUCCCUGGAAUCCCAGGCCGAUGUGGAGUCACAUUUUGAGAUGCUUGAGAACAUGGAUGCUGUGGUCCUCUUGGGGGGUGCUGGUGGUGCUGGGGGAGGGGGUGCCUUCCCACCGCUGCUGGAUAUUCCACCUGAUGCAGACGAUGAAACCAUGGUGGAACUGGCCAUCGCCCUCAGCCUUCAAGACCAACCUGGCCAGUCUGAAGACCUGAAUCUAGGUGCUCUGGGCAGUGCUGGGGGGUCACAAGGGCCAAGUCAGCGAGCGUCUUCUCUUGAGGGUGGUCACUAUUCGGACACAACAGCUUCAGCCGGCGCUAGUGAUGAUGAAGGAAGCACAGCUGCCACAGAUGGCUCCACACUGCGCACAUCACCUGCUGAACAGUGCUCCCUGCCGAUGCAUCGACUCGUCGUGCUUUCCCUGCAAGGUGGCAGUGGUGCUGGCUCAGAGAGUGGUGGCAGUGGGGCUGAUUCAAUGACAGGCGAGCCUAAUGUCAGUGGGCGCAGCAGUGCCUAUGGAGACAAUGCAUUGCCUGAGGGAGGCCUUGCACGCUCAGAGACGAGCUCUGUGGGGCUUCCGCCCACACUGCCUCAAGAGGACCCUGACACAGCCUGGGGUCUGCAUGCCCUGCGUUGUGCCUUACUUGACCGGCUGCUACGUUUCCUGCCACAGCUGCGCAGUGUGGGUGGAGUACGUGCCAUACCAUUCAUGCAGGUAGUGCUGAUGCUCAGCUCAGAUUUGGACAGUGAGGAUGAAAGAGAUCGUGCAACCCUGGACAAUCUGCUGAGCAGUUUGAUUGGCGAGCUAGACCGAAAUGUGGCCCGCGUAGUGGAAAGGAGCCCAUCCUCUGAGGAACAGCUCAUCGUCAUGCGCCUACUCAGUAUCAUGAUGUCGCGCAUCAAAAGCUCAGCCAAGGCAUCUGGCCCCAGCGACCCUACUUGCCAGAACUACUGCAGCACUUCAGCUGCAGUGGCCCUCCAUGCCAGUGGCAUCGUGGACCACUGCCUACAGGUUCUGGGUACUUUGCUUGAGCACUGGAAGGCAGUGCAGAAUGCUGAUGCUGACUCAUCUGGAGGCAGUUCGAGUGGAAACACUGGGCCUCCACUGCUGAAACCGCACCCUGCUUCACCUCCCCCAGACAUGUCUCCUUUCUUUUUGCGGCAGUAUGUCAAGGGACAUGCUAACGACGUGUUUGAGGCUUACCCUCAACUUUUGACAGAGAUGGCCCUGCGCCUGCCAUACCAGGUGAAGAAGGUGUGGGCUGUGGUGCCCCCUGGCUGCGUAGCACCCAGUUUCGGUUCGACAUGGUAUUCAUACCUGUGCGAGUACAUGAUGGUGCAGCAAACACCCUUCAUCCGGCGUCAAGUGCGGAAGCUGCUGCUCUUCCUGUGUGGCUCCAAGGAGAAGUACAGGCAGCUGCGUGACCUCCAUGCGCUUGAGUCACAUCUAGCAGGUGCCCGCACGGUGUGUGGGGCCAGUGGGACCACCGCACCUUCAAUGGGCACAGCUGCACUGCCGUAUGAUGCCCUUAUCUUGGUGGUGGAGCAUCUCAAGGCAUGUGCCGAAGUGGCUACCUCACGCACAGCUAACUGGCAGCGCUACUGCCAGCAUGACAACACAGUUCUGCCCUUCCUCUUUCAGGUGAGCUUCCUACUCGAUGAAGGAGUGGCCUCAAUCAUCCUGCAGCUGCUUCAAUGUGGACUAUGUGGUACAGCUUCAUUGCAACAACCCCCCCAACAUCAGCAGGGAGCAAGUAAGCCACAUGCCGCCUCUGGUUCACCAUUCAAGCAGCCACACCGCCGUGAGCGGGACACAUCAGAGGAGCCUGAUGAAGUUGAGAAUUCAGAUGAGGCUCAGUGUGCAGCUCUGGCACAGCAAGUACAUAGUUCUGUGGAGCGCUCCCUGUUGGGCCAGUUUGUGCGUGCAUUCCUGCUUGAGUGCAACUCUACAGCUGUGCGAUGGCAAGCACACUCGCUUCUUCAUCAGCUACAUAGACACUCGCAGCCGUCUCAUCGAGAGGCCCUGCUGACACUGAUGUGGGAGCUCUGGCCACACCUUCCCUCAUAUGGACGAAAGGCAGCACAGUUCGUGGACCUCUUGGGCUACUUUACACUCAAGGCCCCACAGCCUGAGCAGGAGUUCACUGAAAAGGCACUGGCUGUGCUGCAUCAGCAAAACCAGCUCCUGUGCAAUCACCCCAACUCCAGCCUGUACAACUCUAUACGAGGCCUAGUAGAAAUGGAUGGCUACUACCUGGAAAGCGAGCCUUGCCUUGUCUGCAACAACCCCGAGGUGGCUUACGCAAACAUCAAACUGUCUGCCAUAAAGGUGGACUCGCGCUUCACCACUUCUACCCAAAUUGUCAAGCUGGUUGGCUCACACACAGUGUCGCGCAUUGUGCUGCGCAUUGGAGACCUGAAACGUAGUAAAAUGGUGCGAGCCAUUAAUAUCUACUACAACAAUCGGUCAGUACAGUCAGUCGUGGAGCUGAAGAACAGGCCUGCCAUGUGGCAUCGUGCCAAACGCUGUUCCUUGGCUGCAGGCCAGACUGAGCUCAAAAUGGACUUCCCACUUCCCAUUGUGGCAUGCAACCUUAUGAUAGAGUAUGCAGACUUCUAUGAAAAUGUGCAGGCAUCAUCAGAGACACUGCAGUGCCCACGUUGCAGUGCCUCUGUGCCAGCUAGCCCUGGCGUGUGUGCCAACUGUGGAGAAAAUGUAUUUCAGUGCCACAAGUGCCGUGCUAUUAAUUAUGAUGAGAAGGACCCAUUCCUGUGCAAUUCCUGUGGUUUCUGCAAGUAUGCCAAGUUUGACUACACCUUGACUGCCAAGCCUUGCUGUGCCGUUGACCCCAUUGAGGGUGAGGAGGACCGCAAGAAGGCUGUGGCCUCUAUCAAUGCACUACUUGAGAAGGCUGACAAAGUGUACCGACAGCUUAUGGCCCACAAGCCGGCGUUGGAGCUGCUGCUUCUCAAGGUUCAGGAGCAGGGCCUGGUAGACAGGGCUCUGGAAGAGGAGGCUGCUGCUGCAGCAGGCACAGCAGCAGGCACAGGCAGCUCAGCUACGACUUCAGCAGCACCAGCCAGCACUGGUUCUGCAUCAGGAUCAACAUCCAGCAUGGUGAAUCGGUCCAUACAGCAACUUGCUCAGAAGUACUGCUCCGAGUGCAAAGCCUCUUUUGAUGAGCUGAGCAAGAUUGUUCAGAAGAUCUUGGCUUCACGAAAGGAAUUGGUUGAGUAUGAGCACAAGCAGAAGGACAGCAGAAAAGCACAAGCAGCAACUCCAACUUCGACUGCUGUACAGCCAGCGCGAAGUGAAUUGCCAUCACCAGGCAGCUUCAAUUUACCAGCGAGCAAUAAGCAGUCAUCUGGGAGAUGUUAUGGUUGUGCCAGUGCUGCAGUGGAUCACUGCAUCACCCUUCUUAGAGCUUUGGCUACCAGUGUGCCAUACAGGCAACUUCUGUGUGAGCGGGGCUUGAUAGGGGAGCUGGUGGAGCACAACCUUCGUCAGGGCUGGUCACAAGUUGGCCAGUUGGUGUGCCUGCUAACGCGCGACAACCCCCAAGCCACUGACCACCUUAAUGGACUGCUGAUGGAGCGCAUCUCACUUGCUCUACUGCGUGGUGGGCAGGCGGCCUCUUUACCCCAGCAGCCCUGCCUAGCUCUAGUGCCUGCUGCUACCACGCCACCUACCCCAACAGAAGGAGACAACAAUGAGGCAAUGUCAACACUGCCACCAGUCAUAGUUGGUGUCCCUGACUUGCCAGCGGCAGUCCGUCACGAGGUGGCCUUGUUGGCUCUGUCACUCCAGAAGGAGGACUCAUGCUGGGAGCAGCGGCUAAGGUGUGUGAUGCGGUUGUUUCUGAUGGGCAUCAGUUCACAGAGUCCAAUUGUGAUGGAGAGCAUCACACUGCCUUGUCUUAAGAUACUGCAAGCAAUCAUCAAACCAGACCCACCCAUCACUAAACGCAACAAAGACAAGUCGAUUGAGGAACUGGCAACUGUACGGCCCUCUGGCAUGUGUGUUGCUGUGGACCUUAAGGGCUGGCUGGAUGGAGACCCACUGCAGACAUACAGUUCCUGGAAAAGCCGAUGCCUGGGACGACCUGCUGACACCCUUUCACUUGGUGGGGGCAAACGGCAACGGCGCGAGGACGUGCGGGCCCGCUUUCUGGUGGAGAAAUAUGGUUUGCGCUGGCGCCAGCUUGCUCGCCGAGGUGGCUCCUCCCUGCGCCUGCUCAUGUUCCUCCAGCCACCACAGCAGUCCACUCAAAGCCAGCCACGCCGACCCCGCUCUCUCCAGUCGAACUGGCUGCGCCAGGUUCUCUUCAACCCGUCUUGCCGCCAGGCACGCACUGUGGCCUGCACUUUGGUUAAAGCCCUCUGCCAGGUCCCAUCACGGUGCCGGGAAAUGCUGGACCUGCUGACAACAUAUUUGGAUGACCUAGGCACAGCUGGUGAGAGUGGAGCAAAGUUCUUGGCCCUCUACCAGAGCCUUAUUGGGCCUGACCAUUGGAAGCACUACCUGGCCAUCAAAGGCCUACUUCCACACCUUGGUGACCUCAUCACCUCCGAAAUUGAACAGCUCACCCUGCUUGAAGAGACUACACUCAAUGCUGACCUUUCCCAGGGUUUUGCCCUGAAGAUGCUCACGGAGCUGCUUUCAUCAUUCAUCGAAGUGGACUCAGUCCGGCAGCAAUAUAAGUCACGUCUUGUUGGAUGCGUGCUCAAUGGCUACUUGUCUCUGCGCAAGCUAGUGGUCCAGCGCACGAAGUUGAUAGAUGAGACGCAAGAAAAAUUGUUAACACUACUAGAAGAGAUGACUACAGGCACCGAGUCAGAGACUGAGGCAUUCAUGGCAGUUUGUGUUGCAACACUAGGCCGUUAUGGGCUGGAGGAUCUGCGAACACCUGUGUUCAUCUUUGAGCGGCUCUGCUCAUUGAUCCACCCUGAGGAAAAUGAGCUAGGCGAGUUCCUGGUGACUCUCGAGAAAGACCCACAGCAGGAGGACUUCCUCCAGGGGCGCAUGCUGGGCAACCCAUACAGCUCAAAUGAGCCUGGCAUGGGGCCACUGAUGCGUGACCUCAAGAACAAGGUGUGCCAGGACUGCGAGUUGGUGGCCUUGCUCGAGGAUGAUAAUGGCAUGGAGCUGCUUGUCUGCAACAAGAUAAUGAGCCUUGAUCUGCCUGUCAAGGAAGUAUACCGCAAGGUCUGGUGUCCUGAGAAUGGCGAGUCUGAGGCAAUGCGAGUGGUGUACCGCAUGCGGGGGCUGUUGGGAGAUGCAACAGAAGAAUUCGUGGAAUCUCUGGAGGCAAAGGCUGGUGGUCCCCAGGUGGACGAGGAGCAGGUGUACCGACUGGCACGUGUCAUGGGCACAUGUGGAGGCCUUGAGGCCAUGCUCGAGCGCCUCGCUGCCAUCGAUGACCUGGCACGUGGACGACCACUGCUCACUGUCCUUCUCAAGCUAUUUGGCCUCUGUGUAAAGGUUCGAAGCAACCGUCUGCAUCUUCUGGAGUCAUCGUUGCAUGCAGUUGCACGUCUCCUGGGAGCACUGAGGCUACUGUUGGGGGCACAGGAGGCCGCGCUUGCAGAACAGUUGCUGGCAACACUGGAGGCUGUGCUGGCUGAAGGAGCUGCCCAUGUGCCUCCUCGGCUUCCUGAAGGCGUUACACGGGAUGACAUCACAUUCCUUCUGGCCCAAGUGGGCACUGGCCGGCCCAGUCCCCGUCUGCUGCAACUGCUCAUGCGUGUUGUGCCCUUCUUAACCCUAACUGACGAGGCCAAGAUGGAUGUCCUUAUCAACCACUUCAAGCGGCAGCUCAAUUUCAUUCGCUUUGAUGUGGAGCACACACCAGAGGACGAUGUUCAGCUAGAGUGUUUCUGCAACCUGAGUGCUGGCAUUGAACGCAACGACAACGGCAAUCGACUCAAAGACCUCCUUGUUGCCCGUGGCAUCGUAGAGGGUGCCAUUCAGUACCUGCUCGUGUAUGCACCACCUGCCAAGAGUUCUCUGCUGUCAGCCUCAGAAAAUUGGAAGGAGUUUACAUCCAAGCCAGCACUGAAGUAUGUCCUCCGCAUCUUGACAGGCCUUAGCAGUGGACAUGAGAAAACACAGGUCCUAGUCAGUACAGAAUGCAUCCCUAUCAUUCAUCGCCUGGAACAAGUGUCAAGCGAUGAGCAUGUUGGCUCACUGGCAGAAAAUCUUAUGGAGGCCUUGAAAGAAAAUCCCAAUGUGGCGCAGAAGAUUGAAGAGGUCCGCAAACAGACCAGAGAUGAGAAGAAGCGGCUCGCAAUGGCCAUGCGUGAGAAGCAGCUAGGCGAGCUAGGCAUGCACACCAAUGAGAAGGGCCAAGUGACAGCCAAGAGCUCAAUUCUAAAACAAAUGGAGGACUUGGGUGAAGAGGCAGGACUCGUGUGCAUAAUCUGUCGUGAGGGCUACAAGUUUCAACCAAGCAAGCUGCUUGGUAUCUAUACCUUUACCAAGCGCUGUAAUCUGGAUGACUUUGAAGCCAAGCCUCGCAAGACACCUGGGUACACAACAGUUACACACUUCAAUAUAGUCCAUGUUGACUGCCACAUGGCUGCUGUCAGGCAUGCCAGAGGUCGUGAUGAAUGGGAGAGUGCAGCAUUACAAAAUGCCAACACCAAGUGCAACGGUCUUCUUCCCCUUUGGGGGCCACAAGUUCCUGAGUCACAAUUUGCCAGCUGUCUUGCCAGGCACAACACAUACAUCCAGGACUGCACGGGUCACCUGGAUGUUGGCUACAUGUCAACACUUCAUGACCUGAAGCUUCUGUUGAGCCGCUUUGCCUUUGAGCGCUCCUUCAGCGAAGACAGUGGUGGUGGUGGGCCCCAAAGCAACAUGCAUCUCAUCCCCUACCUUCUUCACAUGGUUCUCUAUGUCAUAAACACGACAAGGUGUGUAGCAAGAGAGGAGAAGAACCUUUCGAACUUCCUGGAGAUGUCGCCUGAACGGCAGAUUGAAAACUGUUAUGAGAGUGAGGGCCCGUGCUACUGGACAACCAUGGCCCUGGCAGUGUGGUCCCAUAACCGGUGGCGGUGUGGCCGUGUUGCUCUGGUGCGACGUAUGGUGGUACUGGCACAUGCACGACAUCUGAGCCCACAAGGCGGCUCAGCACUUGCCGACGCAGUUCCCCGCGAAUUCGCUGUCUACCGGCCCUUUCUCUGCUACCUAGCCAUGGUAGAUGGAUUGUACAACACCAUGUUCAAGAGGGUGUCCUGUAGCAAUGAUGAUGGCUGGUCAGUGGCAUUGGCAGAUUAUAUCCGCCACAAUGACCAGCAGCACCUAGAACUUGGGGACAAGCUGCUGAGGAAUUUUGAAGAACAAGUGCUGACGUGCCAGUCAUUCAUGGAAUAUUGUGAUGUCAUGGGUCUUCUGUGUGAAAUUCCCAACCCAGAUGCCUUCCUGCUAGAAUCACUUCAGCUAAGGGUCUGAUUCAAGUUUUAUUAUUGAAGGACUAUUUAAAUAAAGAUGCUUGCUUGAA